CAAAUCUUCAAAAACAUGAGAUCACUUCAAGUUUUUCUGAUUCUACUGACGUUGAACAUCGCUUUUGCUUUUUCAGGAGAUAAAUGUGCCGAUGGAACCUACAAAGAAGGAGAAACAUAUUCUAAUGAUGGAUGUGUUUCAUAUUAUUAUCGAUGUGUCAAUGGCAUAGCUGUGGAGAUGAAUUGUCCACCUGGCACGGUAUACGAUUCUAUAAUUGCAAGUUGUGAUUGGCCUGCUAAUGUUGAUGCUUGCAAAACGAGUGAGAUAAAAGAUUGCAAAGAUUCAAAUGGAAAUCCCGUUGCCACUAGCCCAGGUUAUACCAAACCAGGAGAUUGCAAUGGCGGCAUAUACUACGUAUGCAAAGACGGAAAAGAAGAACAACAAUCCUGUCCUGAUGGAUUAAUUUACGUUCCCGAAAUUCAACUUUGUAAUUGGGCAGGUAAUGUUCCCGACUGUGACGUUAUUCCUUCAACAAGUCCUGAAUCAGAGGACACUACAACAACAACAACUACCACUACAACAACUACCACAACAACUCCUGUAAUUAUUAUUACCGACAAGACAUCAAAUACUACUUCUACUACGACAACUACAACAACAACUACAGACAAUACACCAACAAGCACCAUUACCACCCCAACAACCCCAUUACCAACUACUACAACCACCAAAAAACCACAAGGAAAAAAAUAUGUCGGUUUCGUGGUUGAUGACACCGGAUCCAUGUCGAACGAAAUUAGAGGAGUCACUGAAUGGAUAAAAGGAUGUGUGGAUGGAACAAGUGAUUCGUGUGGAGAUUCCCCAACUGGGGGUUGGAUUGUUACAUCUUUUAAUGAUCCUAGCACUGGAAUAGUCGUUGGUCCCACAUUGGACACUGAUAUCAUAAUUACCGCAGUAGAUAAUUAUUAUCCACAUGGCGGAGGCGAUUGCCCGGAAAAAGCCUUCACUGGACUUCAAAACGCAGUGAAUGUAGUUCCAAGCAUGCACAGCGGAUGCAAAAUGUACCUCUUCACCGAUGCAACAGCAAUUGAUCAUUUGAUGUCAGAUGAUGUUACAAAUCAGUUUAAAUCGAAAAAUUGUGCAUUGAUCCCGAUUUUAACUGGAUGUUGUGGAACUUGUCCCGACGCUUGCGAGAGUACGGAUCCGGAUUAUUGCAUAAACCACGUGACCGAUACGACAAAGAGCAGUUCAGCAAGGAUUGCGCGUUCGACAUCAGAUGACGUUAAGACGCUGUUUUAUAGAAUGUCGGAACAAACUGGAGGAAAUAUUUACGUUACUAACAAGCCAAGUUCACCGGAUGAUAUGUUAGAUUUUCUCGAAGAAGAAGUGACUCUUGGAUUUUGCGGUUCGGAUGAUAUUGCAGGACCAUUACCUGAUGGAUACAAGUGUGAGGAAGACUGUUUGGCAAUGAAGAUGUGCUGGGAUAAAAGUGUCAGCAAGUGUUAUUGUAAACCAGGCGAAAUAUGUAUCAAUGAUCCAAUGCCGAUGGGAUAUUCCAGUUGUGCCGGAGAACAAAAGAUCGAGUGCGAUCCCGAUGUUGUGCAUCAAACCAUACCUGACCAGAAAGAUUGUUCUGGUUACUAUCAAUGCAAUUCGGGAAUCCUGUACCAUUUCAACUGUGCUAAAGGAACGAUCUUCAGUGCUGCCUCACCAUCCAAUUGUGAUCACCCUACAAACGUUCCACCACCCUGUGGCAGUAUGAUCACAUCCAGUGAUGUUAUUGUAUGAAUUUUGAAACUAUAAUACGAUAGUUACAAUGUGCUUUUUGCAAUUAAUUUGAAUUUAGUUAUGUUAACAAAUAUGUGAAAAUAUAAAAAGCAAUUAAUUCAAAAGGCUACAUCACAAUUAUUAUACGGUAUUUUUAGCCAUCUUUUAUUUCCUAAUUUCCGGUUAACGUGUGGUCAUGUAUUUGAUUGUAACACUGUCUUUUACCAAUUAUAGGUAUCAGAUAUUUUGCGGUGUAUUCAUAACCUAUACUCGCAAACUGAGGCUAACAAUAUCGUUGACUUAUUGUCUGUGAUGUAGUUUUUAUUUACAUAUAUCUCUUCAAAUAUAAUUCUUUACAUUUUAGUAAUCUUUUUUUUUUAUUACUGUACCUCUUACUCAAACGUGUAAUUUUCUGGAUGACAAAUAAAAUAUACAUCAAUAUUAAA
Molecule: messenger RNA, 2153 nt
Organism: Styela clava
Lineage: Eukaryota; Metazoa; Chordata; Ascidiacea; Stolidobranchia; Styelidae
Cellular component (GO): extracellular region
Molecular function (GO): chitin binding
Source: RefSeq, a predicted model, not a curated record